This is a messenger RNA of Oncorhynchus masou masou (cherry salmon), 5454 nucleotides long. Its product is annotated as transmembrane protein 250-like. NCBI's taxonomy places the organism in Eukaryota, Metazoa, Chordata, Actinopteri, Salmoniformes, Salmonidae. The record is from RefSeq and is a predicted model, not a curated record. The transcript is spliced from 2 exons. The coding region runs from base 500 to 919 and encodes 139 amino acids.
ACCGGUUGUCAGAGCAACACCCUACCGCCGCUGUUGAGUUACAUUAGCAAGUAUAGCCAUUUAUAUCAAAGGAACGUGGUAUCCGAGGGAAUUGCUGCAACUACUCAGUUUGUUACUUUGUGUAUAUAUCUUUGUGCAACGAGUUAUAACAUGUUGACUUGCAUCAGUCGUUUCAGAGCGCACCACCACCAUUGUGGUGAAUAGGAAGACGUUUGAGAAAGUCAUGCAGCAUCGAAUCGAUUGCUGAGAAUUCAGUGUUCACGACAUCUUUCAAGAAAACUCAAUGUCCAUUUUCUAACGAACGAGCCCGGUUGCCUUUUGGAUGCACGUAGCAACAUACACCAAACAGGCCUAAUCAGAGACCUACAUUCCAUGCCUGUGGUCCCGUGCUAAGCACUAAAAGCCAGCCAAUGAUGCUAACCUUCACCACCCCUGAAGCAGAGGACGAAGCCUGUUACCGGGACUCCCCGCAGAAACCUAGACCUCAAUUCACCCACUCAUGCCUGUGAUCCCGAUCCCUCGGCGAGUGCGCAGCUUCCAUGGCCCCCACACCACCUGCAUGCACUCGGCCUGCGGGCCGGCGCGCACCACCCAGCUUGUGCGCACCAAGUACAACAACUUUGACCUGUACCUGCGCUCGCGCUGCAUGUACGGCUUCCUGCGCUUCCUGCUCUACUUUGGCUGCAGCCUUCUGACCUCCCUCCUCUGGGUGUCACUGUCUGCUCUCUUCUGCUUGCAGUACGUGAGCGCGCGCCUUUUCCUGCGGCUGCAGUACAAGCUGUCCGUGAUCCUGCUGUUGCUAGGACACCGGCGCUUUGACUUUGGGGUGCUCAACAACCUGUUCAUCUACAGUAUGCAGGUCACAAUGUUCCUGGUGGGAGGCCUGGGCUGGUGCUUCUUGGUGUUUGUGGACAUGUAGCGUCUGGUUACAACAGACCAUGGAUCACUGUUUUAUGCCAAUGUCAGACAUCCACCUGAGUGAUGCACGGCAGCCAUUUUGUACCAAAACACUACACACAGCAGCAGUUGUGAUGAAGGCGUGAGGAUGACCAGGAAUAAAAGGUGGACAGAUUAUAUAGUGCAGGGAUUCAUGAAAGACCAGACAAUCAUACUUUUUUUCACAAACACACACACAUACACACACAGACAAGUAUGUGGACAGCCCUUCAAAUUAGUGGAUUUGGCUAUUUCAGGAUCACCCUUUGCUGACAGUUGUAUAAAAUCAAGCACACAGCCAUGCAAUCUCCAUACACAAACAUUGGCAGUAGAGUGGCCUUACUGAAGAGCUCAGUUACUUUCAACAUGGCACCAUCGUAGGAUGCCACAUUCCCAACAAGUCAAUUCGUAAAAAUGUUGCUGCGCUAGAGCUGCCCCGGUCAACUGUAAGUGCUGUUAUUGUGAAUUGGAAACGUCUAGGACUUCAGCACAAAAACUGUUGGUUGGGAGCUUUGUGAAAUGGGUUUCCAUUGCCGAGCAGCCACAAACAAGCCUAAGACCACCACGUGCAAUGACAAGCGUCGGCUGGAAUGGUGUAAAGCUCACUGCCAUUGGACUCUGGAGCAGUGGAAAUGCGUUCUCUGGAGUGAUGAAUCCCGCUUCACCAUCUGGUAGUCCAACGGACGAAUCUGGAUUUGUCGGAUGCCAGGAGACCGCUACCUGCUCCAAUAGUGCCAACUGUAAAGUUUGUUGGAGGAGGAAGGAUGUCCUGGGGCUGUUUUUCAUGGUUUGGGCUAGGCCCCUUAGUUCCAGUGAAGGGAAAUCUUAACACUACAGCAUACAAUAACAUUCUAGACGAUUCUGUGCUUCCAACUUUGUGGCAACAGUUUGGGGAAGGUCCUGUCCUGUUUCAGCAUGACAAUGCCCCCGUGCACAAAGCGAGGUUCAUACAGAAAUGGUUUGUUGAGAUUGGUGUGAAAGAACUUGACUGGCCUGCACAGAGCCCUGACCUCAACCCUAUAAAACACCUUUGGGAUGAGUUGGAACGCCGACUGCUAGCCAUGCCCAAUCGCCUUACAUCAGUGCCAGGCCUCAUAAUGUUCUUGUGUCUGACUGAAAGCAAGUCGCCACAGCAAUGUUCCAACAUCUAGUGGAAAGCCUUCCCUGAAGAGUGGAGGCUGUUAUAGCAGCAAGGGGAAAACCACUCCAUAUGAAUGCCCAUGAUUUUGGAAUGAGAUUUUCAUUGAGCAGGUAUCCACAUACUUUUGGUCAUGUAGUGUAUAUUAGUAUUAGCUAUCAAACCAUGUAAAGGAACAACCUAAUUCUGUAUAUUUAUUUUUAAAAAUGCAACUAACUGGAUUUAUGUAAACUCUGUCAGACACCAUAAAAGGCAUUUCAUUUUUACAUGUAUUGUCCAACAAGUAUUUAAAGGCCUCGCUUGUUUCAUUCUAACACUGGUAUUAUUACAUAUUUGAAAAAUCUAAUCUCCAAACUUCUUUUUGUUUUGUUUUAUAGCGCUAUAUAAUGCUUCAGGACUAAUUUCGUUAGCAUUUUGGAAUGUUUUUCCUGAUUUAAAACAUAAAACGACGUUUAUAAAGCAAACAUUAUCCCUUCGGUCUAUCACAGCAAAUGUGUCCAUAGUUGAAGCAUGUGUUGCAGAACAGUGAUUUAAAAUAUUUUUUUCUGAAUAUUAACACAUAUCGAUUUUAAUAGGGCUGGCCAUCAUUGACGGAGUUGACAAGCCACUGACGGAGUUGACAACAAAUACUCAAAACAGACAUUUUUGCUUCAAUAGAAACAUUUGUCAAAUGUACAAAAAUGUUUUAUUUGAAAACCCCCAAUAGAAAUUAAACCGGUCUAUCAGAUCUUUCAGCACUCUGACGGAGUUGAUGUUAGACAAAAAUCUGACAGAGUUUAUGUUUUACGGAGUUGACAAAAAAACUAUUUUUUCAUCUUCAUUAAAGUGCUAUACAAAGUAGCAAAUGUGUUCUUCCGGAGUUGCUGUAUGACUCUAAAAUCAAAUUUAUUCUAACGUAUCCAGGCUGUAUCACAACCGGACGUGAUUGGGAUCGUAUUGGGCGGCGCACAAUUGGCCCAGUGUCGUCCCAAGUUUGGCCGGUGUAGGCCGUCAUUGUAAAGCAGAAUUGGUUCUUAACUGACUUGCCGAGUUAAAUAAAAUAAAAAUGUAUAUUUGUUCCAAAAUUAAUAUCCUAUCAUGCAGAUGGAGUUUAUGGUUGUGAACUUGUCACCGUGGUGAUUUCAAUGUUUUGUUUAAAUCUAUCAAAAGUUUUUUUUAAAUGUGUGGCCUUGGUGCAUUACAUACAUGUAUAAUGGGGACAUGAAUGGUGGAGCUGACCAUGCUCAUUCCUGAUUAAUUUGGGAUUUUAAACAUGUGACGUUCACAACAUCACCGGACACAUUUUUUAGGAAUUACAGUUUUUGAGAGAAAUACUCUUUAAACUCAAGGGGCUAUUGCAAGAAACUACAUAAGGGCAUUUUUCAGUUUACAUUAACUAUUGGCAUUUUUUUUGAGAGAGAGUUUCAAAUUGGGAUCUUUUGCUCAGGACAAAGAGUCAGAGUCGAUAUGGAAAUGUGUAAUAUUGAAAAGAUAUUAUUUUAAAUUUCCCUUUAUAAAGUAUAAAACUACAGUGGGGCAAAAAAGUAUUUAGUCAGCCACCAAUUGUGCAAGUUCUCCCCCUUAAAAAGAUGAGAGAGGCCUGUAAUAUUCAUCAUAGGUACACUUCAACUAUGACAGACAAAAUGAAAAAGAAAAAAGGAUUUUUAAUGAAUUUAUUUGCAAAUUAUGUUGGAAAAUAAGUAUUUGGUCACCUACAAACAAGCAUGAUUUCUGGCUCUCACAGACCUGUAACUUCUUUAAGAGGCUCCUCUGUCCUCUACUCGUUACCUGUAUUAAUGGCACCUGUUUGAACUUGUUAUCAGUAUAAAAGACACCUGUCCACAACCUCAAACAGUCACACUCCAAACUCCACUAUGGCCAAGACCAAAGAGCUGUCAAAGGACACCAGAAACAAAAUUGUAGACCUGCACCAGGCUGGGAAGACUGAAUCUGCAAUAGGUAAGCAGCUUGGUUUGAAGAAAUCAACUGUGGGAGCAAUUAUUAGGAAAUGGAAUACAAGACCACUGAUAAUCUCCCUCGAUCUGGGGCUCCACGCAAGAUCUCACCCCGUGGGGUCAAAAUGAUCACAAGAAUGGUGAUCAAAAAUCCCAGAACCACACAGUGGGACCUAGUGAAUGACCUGCAGAGUGCUGGGACCAAAGUAACAAAGCCUACCAUCAGUAACAAACUACGCCGCCAGGGACACAAAUCCUGCAGUGCCAGACGUGUCCCCCUGCUUAAGCCAGUACAUGUCCAGGCCCGUCUGAAGUUUUCUAGAGAGCAUUUGGAUGAUCCAGAAGAAGAUUGGGAGAAUGUCAUAUGGUCAGAUGAAACCAAAAUCUAACUUUUUGGUAAAAACUCAACUCGUCGUGUUUGGAGGACAAAGAAUGCCAUACCUACUGUGGAGCAUGGGGGUGGAAACAUCAUGCUUUGGGGCUGUUUUUCUGCAAAGCGACCAGGACGACUGAUCCGUGUAAAGGAAAGAAUGAAUGGGGCCAUGUAUUGUGAGAUUUUGAGUGAAAACCUCCUUCCAUCAGCAAGGGCAUUGAAGAUGAAAUGUGGCUGGUUCAAUGAUCCCAAACACACCGCCCGGGCAACGAAGGAGUGGCUUCGUAAGAAGCAUUUCAAGGUCCUGGAGUGGCCUAGCCAGUCUCCAGAUCUCAACCUUAUAGAAAAUCUUUGGAGGGAGUUGAAAGUCCGUGUUGCCCAGCAACAGCCACAAAACCUCACUGCUCUAGAGGAGAUGUGCAUGGAGGAAUGGGCCAAAAUACCAGCAACAGUGUGUGAAAACCUUGUGAAGACUUACAGAAAACGUUUGACCUCUGUCAUUGCCAACAAAGGGUAUAUAACAAAGUAUUAAGAUAAACUUUUGUUAUUGACCAAAUACUUAUUUUCCACCAUAUUUUGCUAAUAAAUUCAUUAAAAAUCCUACAAUGUGAUUUUCUGGAUUUCUUUUCUCAUUUUGUCUGUCAUAGUUGAAGUGUACCUAUGAUGAAAAUUACAGGCCUCUCAUCUUUUUAAGUGGGAGAACUUGUACAAUUGGUGGCUGACUAAAUACUUUUUUGCCCCACUGUAUAAAAAAAUUAAGUUUCCCUGCCGGCAAGGACUGUCCUGACUUUCAAGAAUCCCUGAGUGACACGCCUUGGUGCUAUUUGGCUGCAAAAUGUGGGUGCAUAUAUACCAUAUCACUAAGACUUCUGUAAUAAUAAAUCUUAAUUUAGUUUAGCGUAUGAGGGAUAGUAUGCCCCUCAACACUCUAGAAGGAAAGAAACAUGCUGUCUUGUAUGACUGGAGGAAAACAAGUGACAAUGUUUAAUUCUAAAAAUAAAGGAUAUAUUCAGUAUGGGUGUUUAAAUUGACUCCCCAGGUGACAGACAUUAUAUUUGUAGCUAACAUUAUUA